UGCAUCGGGGAUUCACGUAUGUACGAGUACUUUAAAAUUAAAAUGUUGUGCAUAUAAAAUACCGUACUUCGUCCUUGUGUGGCACAUUGAAGGCUGAAUUCAAUGUAUCUGCCAUCCCGCGCUGGUCCCCAGAUUUUUCCAUGCUUGACAAAGUUUCGAUUUUUUCAAGAAUCUCGCAUGGAUGUUUAUGGUCUCUUUGUUUGUUAUACAGCCUCAGUAUACUCAGUCUUCGUUUCGAAUAAUCUGGUUUAUUGUGCAGCAUAACAGCAUGCAAUAAAUUCCUGUCUAUUACGUAGUCUGAUCUUUUCGUUUUCGGUUCCAUCUGUGCUGUAAAAAGCGACUGAAUGUUCUCGACUAUUCUGCUUCAUGAACGGGACAUCGCGGUACCUUCGCAAGCUGUUCUCGGGUUCGCGUGAGUUGAAUUACGGGAACACGGUGCUGGUGCAGCGUGAUAACGACCAGUGGUGGUUAGGAUACGUUCAAGAUGUAGACGGUCCCAACUUCUACGUUGAUUUCGAUGCCAGCAGCAUCAGUCCCCAGUGGAUUCAUUCCAGCCGUCUCUGGCCGCACCAUUUCAUCAGUACCAAUCGACACCUCGAAGGUAGCACGGUUCAGAUAGCGCUGCGGCGUACCUGUGUUGAUCCAAUGGUUUUCCUGCCAGGAACCGUCGUGAACGAUAACAUUUCUCCAUUCUAUCAUGUGCGUUUGACUGGUCACAGCCCUGACGAGAUACAAGGGGAGCAUAUCGUACAUCACAAUCACUGCGUCUUAAAACUGCCGAUGCCGGAACAUAAGAAAAGUUUUUUCGAACGAGCUGCCAGAUUUCUUUACAGAAAACACGUUACCUCGGAAGAUGAAAAAAGCUUGGAAGAUGAAAAAAGCUUCUUCGAACGAACGGCGGGCUUCUUGUACAGAAAAUACGUCAUCCGUUUCUCCCAAGCGCAGGCAUUAUCAAAUGUUGAUUUUAUCCCUCAUUUAUUAGUCCGUGGUUGCCGGUGGAUUUUAGGCCGCGGCGAAAGCAGUUGUGACGGUAACUGUUUCUUCACUCGCAGCGUUUGGGUGGACGAACUGCGGUACUAUUGCAAUAAUUCUGGCCACGAUGCGAGUUAUACUAUUGGAAUCGGGUGUCGAGUGUUCGUGCGAGUGGGAUUGGAUGCGGUCACCUUUGUCUGUGCCGAAAUGCGAAAUUUUGAAAAGGGUGUAAGUGUAUCCUGGGAUGAGGAAGCGCUGAGAAAAGUUUGCGAUGGCUAUCUCACACUGGCACUAAAAGCCCAGCCAGUUGAUAAGGACACAACCUCAUGGCAUGCGCUUAUGGAGGGUAUGGAAGAAAUGUCCAUCGGCGAACUCCCGCAUCCGAUCAUAGCGUUUGUACUGCUCUACUUGGAUGAGCAUUCCCAGCUUCGGAUGAGCAGAGUCUGUGCGCUGUGGAGAUUGCUUUCUCGCGAGCCCGUGAACCACCGGCACAUCCUGUUCGAUCUUUGUACAAACUGCGAAAGGCAACCACAAGACUUGCCAGAGCGCCAUGUAAAUGACUAUCUCUAUAACUGCGUCGCAGAUGAAUACGCUCAGUAUCUCGCGUACACACUGGUAGCGUCACUACAGCGCGCAAUCUCCGUACGAACGCAGACGCUGGCGAUGACAGAAGACGGGAAUCACUUGCACGAGGGAUUCGAUCUCGCUUCAAGGAUGAAAAUGACCGCAGCCGUAUUAGCCAGCAAAGGCGUUCGUGUGCCCACAAUUAUAAUUAAGAAUAGCCGGAACGCUUCUGCGCGGGCGUAUGACUUCUUUCUGGAAAUCGAGCGUAGCCUUCAAACUGGAUUGUUAGUAUGCCACGGGUUGCCGAAGGUGAUGGCGGUGUGUGAGCAUUUGGUGCUGGCCAACUUUACGUUCAGCCACUUUAUCACGCGCGCCGCAAACUACCUUUUGGAAUACGGUGGUGAUCCGCCUUUGCCCGAUUCCGAAAGAAAAUUGCUGCGCUGGUAUGACCGAGACAUUGAUCCCUGUCCAAUUACCAUCCCGUAUCUAGGAUUUAGCUCCGUACUUACUGCCUCUGAUCACAUUCGCAUCGUUAUUGCGGCGCUCAACGACCAGUGUCCGGCCGUCAGCCAGCGGGUGAUCGAAAAGGUCAAAGCCAUACAUGCGCGCUGGGUGCGAACGCUAGCCUAUCCGGAUCAGUGGAACAGCAUUGCCGUCUUCCUGUACUUUUUCAAUCAUCUGCGUCCUGGUGACGCACCGAAGGAAUGGGAUACGAUGGAUCUUCGCCAGCUGGACAUCGCUGCGCAGAGCCCUAUCACCUUCGCAGCUCUGGAUGGAUGCUUUGACGACGAUGAUGAUGAUAAGGAUGAUGAUGACGACGACGAGGAGGAGGACGAAGACGACGAUGGCAAUGAGUAAAGCAAACAGAGGAGACCUUUCUUAUUUUUUGCAACCUUUUUGACCUUUCUUAUUUUCCUUGCGUUGACUUUUUUAAUAACUAGUUUCACGAUGUCUUGAUGCCCACUGUGACUGCACCGCGGCAGUGCUGGCUGUGGCAGCACCAAGCGUGGUAAUCAUGUUAUUAUGUCGAUGGCUUUCUUCUGGAUGCUAUGGUUUCAAGUACAAUUUCUUCUGUUGUUGUCAUCAGUGUAAUAAUGAAUGAGAUAAUUGUGUUAAAUGUUAAG
Molecule: messenger RNA, 2660 nt
Organism: Paramacrobiotus metropolitanus
Lineage: Eukaryota; Metazoa; Tardigrada; Eutardigrada; Parachela; Macrobiotidae
Exons: 4
Coding region: 367-2394 (675 amino acids)
Molecular function (GO): protein binding
Source: RefSeq, a predicted model, not a curated record